This is a messenger RNA of Aspergillus viridinutans, 825 nucleotides long. RefSeq names its product TBCB family protein. The record is from RefSeq and is a predicted model, not a curated record. Gene Ontology annotation, molecular function: microtubule plus-end binding. NCBI's taxonomy places the organism in Eukaryota, Fungi, Ascomycota, Eurotiomycetes, Eurotiales, Aspergillaceae. Gene Ontology annotation, cellular component: microtubule plus-end; cytoplasm; nucleus. Gene Ontology annotation, biological process: cytoplasmic microtubule organization. The transcript has 3 exons. The coding region runs from base 1 to 825 and encodes 274 amino acids.
AUGGCAUUCCAGCCCUCGCCGACAGAUGUCUCCGUCAUCAUAACCACGCCCAGUACGGCAACUGGUUCCGAACCGCGCUUCCUGACGGAGCGUCGUGUCACUCCGACUUGGACUGUCCUGCAGCUGAAAUCUAAGCUGGAGACGAUGACUGGCAUCCCCACGAGCAGCCAACAUCUACUAUUGAAGGCACCCGGACGUGCUGAUCAGUGGGUAGAUGGAGAUGACGGUAUCAUCGGCAACUGGGGUCUCAUGAAGGGCUGUGAGAUUGAGGUUCACGAUACCCGCCCUCAAGCCGCACGGCCUAAUUUCAACGAUUUGUCCUCCGUGGAGAAAUAUGUCCUCCCCUCAGCCACGUAUGAGUCACUUCCAAACUCGGUUCUAGCCUGGAAAAAGAACCAGAAACUCGGUAGAUUCGACCCAAAGGCUCUGUCACCGAAGGAAUCGAUGCAAAAGCAGGCAGAGAAAGAUAGCGAGGAUGUUCGCGUUCGGGGCAUCGCCGUCUCCCGACGUGCUAUUAUUCUUCCGUCAUCGCCCCCACACGUUAGGCGAGGCACAAUACGCUAUGUUGGGCCAGUGCCUACGAUACCUUUCUCUGGAGUGGAUGUCACAUCCCAAGAAACUUCCAACUCUGGUCCCCAACCUAUCUGGGUAGGAAUCGAACUCGACGAGCCUACUGGAAAGAACGAUGGUAGCAUAGGUGGCAGACACUAUUUUACUUGUCCCAACAAUACGGGCGUCUUUGUGAAACCCGAGAAGGUGGAAGUGGGAGACUUUCCCCCAUUGGAUUUGUUUGAUGACAUGGACGAUGAAAUGGAGGAAAUAUGA